AUGGCAGCCAAAUCCAUCGCCGUCAUCACCACCAGCACCCGUGCUACGCGGGUCGGCCCACAGGUCACGGGACUCGUCCUGGCCGCGCUGAACCCCCUCGCGGCGGCGUCUGCGGCCAAGAGCAAAAUCACCCUGACCCACGUGGACCUGAACGACUUUGGGCUGCCCAUCUUCCACGAGAAAAAGGUGCCCGCGACGGUGACCAACGCGGCGACCGACUACGAGCACGAGUACUCGCGCAAGUGGUCCGCCGAGAUUGCCAAGCACGACGCGUACAUCCUGACGGUGCCCGAGUACAACUUUGGCAUGGCGGCGUCGACCAAGAACGCCAUCGACUACCUGUACCACGAGUGGAAGGGCAAGCCCGUGGGCGUCGUCAGCUACGGCAUCAUGGGCGGCAACUCGGCGCGGGAGCAGGUGCGCAAGAGCCUGGGCGGCGUCGGGCUCAAGGUCACGGCGGCCGAGGCCUCCCUCGCGUUCCCCGGCGGGCCCCAGGGCGAAGACUUUAAGACGGCCAUGUUUACGGGCGAGCUGACGGAGGGCACCAAGACGGAGUGGGCCAAGGUCGAAGGCAUCACCAAGAUCUUUGAGGAGCUGGUUGAGGAGCUGGAGAAGGACCUGAGUGACAAGGUGGCCCCCGCGAACGGAGAGGCACACUGA
Molecule: messenger RNA, 660 nt
Organism: Microdochium trichocladiopsis
Lineage: Eukaryota; Fungi; Ascomycota; Sordariomycetes; Xylariales; Microdochiaceae
Product: flavoprotein-like protein
Exons: 1
Coding region: 1-660 (219 amino acids)
Cellular component (GO): cytosol
Molecular function (GO): FMN binding; oxidoreductase activity
Source: RefSeq, a predicted model, not a curated record